Naegleria gruberi is the source of this 1374-nucleotide messenger RNA. RefSeq lists its product as uncharacterized. The record is from RefSeq and is a predicted model, not a curated record. The transcript has a single exon. Bases 1 to 1374 code for a protein of 457 amino acids. Lineage: Eukaryota; Heterolobosea; Eutetramitea; Acrasida; Naegleriidae.
AUGCUGCAAUACCAAACCGAUAAUAGUACUAAUGAAGAGAAUGCACAACCAAUUAGAAAGCCUACUGAGGAGGUAAAACAUGAACUUAAACAAGACCCAUUCUUCACACUUAGACACAAAAUCGUUUUGGAAGAGGGGAGUAUGAGCCAAUUGAUAGAACAAAACAACUACUUGGCCAAAAAUCCUCCCGAGCAACCAGAUGACUUAAGGGAUUGGAUUUAUACACUGUGGAUUCUAUCUGAUAUUGGCAAAGAACCAGCUGCUAAUGCACACCAAGCGUUUCUCCUUUCAAAAAAGACAGAGAAUGGUCAGUACAUAAUACCAUCAGCUUGUAGGUUAAUCGUUAACGCUUAUGAAGGUUGGAGUAAGGAUGAAAUAGUUAAUGAAAUUCUAUGUCCACAAUCAAAACCAGGAGAGUUUAAACGGGAUUUAUUGUUGUGCUCUGAAGCUCUUCUUCUUAUUUACAUCAAAAAGAGCCUCUUUCUUGAUCAAGCUAUCAGGUUUUGUUUCAUUGCCUCACUGUUCGGCAAGAAGCGUUGCUGGCACCAACUUCAGUUUCAAAUGUUUAAAUCAAAGCAAGAACAAUCUUAUGAAGAAAUAAUGAAAGAUUUAAGAAUGCAGGUAACGUAUGGUCUCUUGCUUGAAAAUCAUUUAGUCCAACAUCAACAAAGGAUACUAGAGUGUGUCCAAAAUGAAAAUCAAAUAUAUUUGCCAGAAAAGAAACGAGAACGUGUUACUGAACUGAUGAAAGGAUUGCAACUCGUUACAAAAUUGGUAAAGCAAAAAAAUAAUCCAACUCUGGAACUAGAAGAGCUGAUUCUAAACGGUGUUUUAGAUGAGGAAAAAUUCAUGAUGAUUAUGGCUUCUAAACCUUCCUUUGCAAACUGCUUACGUUUGUUCUAUGCUCUUCCUGGAUUGAAAUCUUCCAUAUCAAAAAUAAAUAUUGAAGAUGAAUGGGGGGCUGAAGAUGGUAAAUGUGACGAAAGCAGAACUUGCCUUUCAUUUUACUAUGUUUCUGCCAUUCAUGAACGAUGGGAACCUAACAUAUAUCAAUUUGUUAUGAGUGAAGCAGAUAUUACAAUGUAUGGAGGUGCUAUUGAGAAUUUAGUCGAGCAUUUUAUCAAAUUAAAAGAAGAGGCAUUUGCAAUAGCUCUGUUAGAAGAGUGCGUAAAAUUUGAGACACAUUUUGUGGAAAAUAUCUACGAAUCAGCCGAAAGAAAGUCAACAGUUUUGUACAAAUGUAGAAAGUAUUUGGAGUGGUGCAUGAAGUUGAAUAAUGAAGGAGAACAAGGUUGGCUUGAAAAAUUGAAUGAAAUUGAUAAAAAAAGGGAAAACCUUGAAAUCAAACAUACCUGGACUGACAGCGAUUACUAA